GUGCAGGAUGACUAAACACAGUCGAAAUGCAGGGGCUCAGAGAAUCAGGAAGCUCUUAGUCGAUGCGAUUCCUGACAACGAGGACAUCUAUAUCAAAUCGACAGCGAUCAGCGAAGACAACGACAGCGAUAAAGAGCGAACUUCCACAAACGAGCUAUGGCAACAUCUGAACUUUGGGGAGACAACACUCCGAUCACUGGCCAAGAAGUACUUUGCCCUCAGCGCAGCCUGCGCUCUCUUCAAUUGGCUGGAUGACAAAAAAGGCAUCACCUUUUCGCCCCGAUCACUCAACAUACGCUACGAACAUCCUGAAGGAUCGAUUAUGAUUGAUCACGAUACAGCAACAAAUCUCGAGCUCGUCCGAGGAGCCAGGAGUGGUACCGUGGAAGGAUCGCUGCUGGGCUCGUUCCACAGAUGCUCGACCUCAAUGGGCGAACGCAUGCUCAAGAUGAACAUUCUUCAGCCUUUUGCCAACCGAGACUCUAUUUCAAUGAGGCUAGAUGCUGUUGAGGAUCUCCUUUCCAGUUCCGAGCUGGGACGAAAGCUCUUCUAUGCCUUGAAGGAAUCGCUCAAGGCGCCGGAGAAGCUCACAAUUGAUUUCGACCGGCUCAUCUACCAAAUCGUUACGCCAAUCAAAACGUCAUCGGUCGCAGAUCCUACAGCCAUCGAGGCAAAGUUAGCAGAGAUUAUCCAGCUGUAUGCAAUGCUGGGAACGUUGAGCGGAGUGCAUCGAGCCGUGUCGGGCGCUUCUUGCACGUUACUGCAAGGUGUCGCACCCUACCUGGCCAACGAACGCUUGUCGAUCAUAUCGACGCACAUAAAAGAAAAUAUAGAUGCAGACGUCCUCGAAGGCCAAGGCAAGGUCCACAUCAAUCAAAGGCUCUCGAAAAUUCGUGCCAUUCAGACAAACAAGGACAAACUGUUAGAUCUGGCGAGAGAGACCUACAGCGAGAAUCUGAGUGACGGACAAGCUUUGUUUAGCCAGCUGAAAGGCCAUUAUCGCAUGCCACUGACCUUGAAGAAAGAAGUCAACGGCUACUGUGAAAAGAUCAACCAGCGCAUACGUGAUGCUGAGGGCGAGGUGUUCAUCCUCUCCGAGAAGUAUCUGGAAUCGAUGCGUGGAGAGAUCAUCGAACACGUAGGGGCCUUGUAUAAGGCGUCUGAAGUGCUGGCUUUGGUCGAUCUCAUCGUCAAUUUGGCCAAGACGGCAGAUCGCUCACGUAGGGAUUACGUCCGGCCCAAUUUCUCCGAUAGGCUCGCAAUCAAAGCGGGAAGACAUCCGAUUCUGGAGAAAAAGAUCGGUAGGGACAAGACACAUGCAAAUGACAUUUACUUUGGGCUUGGAAAGUCUUUUCAGCUCAUUACCGGUCCGAACAUGAGUGGAAAGACAACAUACCUGAAGCAAGCCCCUUUGCUUCUCAUCAUGGCCAGUAUCGGCUCCUUUAUUCCAGCAGAGUACGCCAUGUUCCCGCCCAUUGACCGAAUCUUGACUCGGCUCUCCAAUGACGACGAGCCCGAGGCUAAUUUGUCAACAUUCGCAAGCGAGAUGAAGGUGUCGUCAUUCAUCCUUUCGCUAGCAAGUAGACGUAGUCUGGUCAUCAUUGAUGAGCUCGGCCGAGGGACUUCGACAGAGGAAGGCCUAGGGGUAGCCCACGCAAUCUCUGAGUUUCUCAUUACGAAGGGAGCACCGACUAUCUUCGCGACGCACUUCGUUCAACUUGCUUCGACACUCUCCCCUUAUGAAGCUGUCGUACUGCUCCAUCUCGCUGUCAAGAGGCUCACACAAGAACGCGAGGACGAUGAAGACGAUAAGUACAGGUCCGGGAACUACGACAUCGAAUGUUCGCAUACUGUCGUUGAUGGUGUCAUGAAAGAGAAGCAUUACGGUUUAGCUUUGAUCAAAAAACUUCCAUUUCCCGUCGACCUCUGGCGGGAUGCCGUCCUAAUGGCUGAUCGACUUGAAGCAGAUGUCACGGAUCCUAGUGCUAUCACGGAAGGCCAAGGAAUGACUGAGCUCGAAAGAGUAGCGAAGAGGCGGGAAAUAGUCAAUGGCACGGAGGAAAAACUGAGGAAUAUUCAGAAUCAAGUGCGAGCUAGCGAGGCACACAAACUCUGGGAGCACCUCAAAAGUCUGCAGGAGGAGGUACUUCUAAAGCUCCAAGAGACGUACGACGGAGCUGAAGAGGGAGACACUUACAGCAACAAAAACUUGAGUGUUGACGAGCAGGAUUGA
Acaromyces ingoldii is the source of this 2233-nucleotide messenger RNA. RefSeq lists its product as hypothetical. Gene Ontology annotation, cellular component: nucleus. The record is from RefSeq and is a predicted model, not a curated record. NCBI's taxonomy places the organism in Eukaryota, Fungi, Basidiomycota, Exobasidiomycetes, Exobasidiales, Cryptobasidiaceae. Gene Ontology annotation, biological process: mismatch repair; reciprocal meiotic recombination. The transcript is spliced from 16 exons. Bases 8 to 2233 code for a protein of 741 amino acids. Gene Ontology annotation, molecular function: ATP binding; ATP-dependent DNA damage sensor activity; mismatched DNA binding.